Molecule: messenger RNA, 552 nt
Organism: Aspergillus tanneri
Lineage: Eukaryota; Fungi; Ascomycota; Eurotiomycetes; Eurotiales; Aspergillaceae
Exons: 1
Coding region: 1-552 (183 amino acids)
Source: RefSeq, a predicted model, not a curated record
AUGUCACUAGGCCCAGAGGCAUCACAGUUCCCGGGGAUGAUCCGUCGUGGAAUCCCUCGUCUAAACAAUCUGAACCCUCGCAUCCCUCCCAUUGCUGGUACCCUCCCAGGGACCGGGAAAUUGGCUGCAAUAUCGCAUAACAAGCUCCAGCAAGAGUCUGCGUCCCAAUCCCCAGAUCUUCGUCGCUGUCUGGCCCACCAUGGCAUCUAUCGCAAGUGCGUGAAAGCUGCACAGGAAACGGCCCGGGAGCGUAUGAACGCAUGCGGUGCAGAAAAGGAAGAGAGGACUUCAACUUCUAUGGUGAAGUUCAGAGCUCCAGUCAAGCAGGAUGCAAAUCUUUAUAAUAUUGGUACCCAGAUCACCAGUGCCGUCAAAGCCAUCAUCCAUCGUCGUUAUCAUGUGAAUGCAUCAGAGAACGGUCCGGUGGUUUCGACGGCACAAGAGGCAUCCAAUACUACUUCGUCGAUGAAGCUCAGUCGUCACAAUGCUUCAAAAUUCAUACUACCCAGGCGAAGCUGGUCGCGUCUGGACCAGUUGGUAUCUGCGGGCUGA